Molecule: messenger RNA, 842 nt
Organism: Eptesicus fuscus (big brown bat)
Lineage: Eukaryota; Metazoa; Chordata; Mammalia; Chiroptera; Vespertilionidae
Gene: GCSAML
Product: germinal center associated signaling and motility like
Exons: 4
Coding region: 81-431 (116 amino acids)
Biological process (GO): regulation of lymphocyte migration; regulation of B cell receptor signaling pathway
Source: RefSeq, a predicted model, not a curated record
UGCACCCCUUGUUGCUUUGGUCAAGACUAACCAAAGUGGAGUGAAACGCAGAAGCUGAGAAACCGAGUCACUCUGAGAGGAUGGGGAAUUGUCUCCGGAGAGAACUCAGGAAGGAAAUGACUGCACUUGAGAAAGAAAAUCGAGGUCAAGAGAAGGAAAGUAAUGAAGUUUUAUCCACCUCUAAUCAGGAAAAUGAGGAUGGCAGUGGUUCCGAAGAAGUGUGCUACACAGUCAUUGUUCCCCGCCCUCACCACAAGCCCUCCGUGAGCUCCAAUGACAACGGCUACGAGAACAUUGACUCCACCACAAAGAGAGUGAAAGUGUUUAAAGAAGGAUCCGAAACAGAAUACGCCCUCCUCAGGAUGGCGUGCAUCACCAGGCCCUCGCCCCGCACCCCGGAGCAUGACUAUGAACUUGUGCUUCCCCACUAGACACUUCGUGCCUCUUCGUCUUCCAGUACCUAAGACGGCACAGAGUGAGCCCUCUGGGGAAGUCUGCCUCUCAGCAGUUCACAAAACAUUCAUUUCUGUCCAGCGUUUAGAAAUGAUGUCCUUUUAAUAUAUUGCCUUGGGAAACUCUUAAACAUGGUAUCUCUGUGGUUUGUAUGAAGCCGUAUACAUUGGCAUAAUGAUAUAAAGUAUUCUACAUCUUUUUGUUUGUAAGGUUUGAAGAUAUGGAGAUGGUGGGGAAACCUCCCUAGGACAAUAAACAUCCACAAAUAUAUGACCUAAAACAUUCAAUUCCAACCAUGCUCUCCAAAUUUCAAAUGCCGAUAUUUUCAUUUCUAAUUAUGCAUUUUAUUUUUUCAUGUAUAAACUACUCAAUAAACUUUUAAAAUGUAA